GCGUGAAGUCACAAGAGAAAACGCAGACCAUUUACUCCAAGAAUACCUUUUGAAGUAAAGACUUUGUUCAAUAUAGUCGCUACACCACCUUUCUAUGUAACACUAUCAACACAAAUGCGAUCGUCAAUUACUCAAGGGGUGCCCGCCACUAUAACCCCGCUUUCACCAAGAAAAGCGACCACAGAGAGACAGCAAACAUUCACGUUUGGAAUGAGCAACAGUCUACGUACACCUUCACGCGAUCGUGCACAAGUAUCAAAAUUUGCCAAAUUGUGGCAGGAACGCUCUCAGCGGCGCAGAGGAUUCAAUUGUACUGAAUUACAGAAUAGGUCCACAUUCAAGAUGGUCGUUAGGAAGGUCAUGUCUGCUUUGAAAGUCGUGAAGGCAUUUCUUAGUUUCUCUUUAACCUCGAAAUCGCAAGGCCAUUUUGCCUCCUUACGGUUUUUCCAGGACGCCUUUGACAUGAAUGCCAACAACGUCUCUGAAGAAGUUCGCCUUGAAGAUGAUGGCACCAAAUCACCAUUGUUUGAUCCAGCUUGGUUCAAAGCCAAUCGAGAGAUACGACUAAGCAGUGAAACGAAGGCGAUCCUUUGCCAAGAUCCGAAUACUAGAACACGCGAACAAGUUCAGACGGUGUUUCGAAGUUUACAAACGCUCUGUUCAUUUGGUGAAUACCCUUUGUAUCAUCAGAAAGCAAUGUGCCAGAACGCCACGUACCAAAGUUAUCCAAAAAAUGCAACCAUUAUUCAGCAAGGACACCGGGCAGAAAAUUUUUACUUUAUUUUAUCUGGUUCUGCCAAAUCGAUAUCUAAGCAUCCUGUCAACGGCAUUGGAGACCGGGCUUCCGAGUCAGUAUCAGUUAUGAAACGUGGAAUGUCAUUUGGCGAAGCAGAGAUCAUGAAUGAUACGUUAAGAACAGUUACAGUAACUUCGAAAACGCCCAUUGAACUUCUUGUUAUAAGCAAAGAGGAUUAUGCCAAAAUAUUCUUUGGAGCCAUGUCUGAAACUGGCAGAAAAAGCUAUAUCGCAUUUUUGAGGACGGUUGAAUUUCUAAAAGACUGGCCUGUCGACAUGCUGGAAUCUCAGCCAGAACAGUCACAGCAUUGUUACUUCAAACGGGGAUGUGUCAUCGUUCAAAACAGCAACAAUUCGCCAUGGCUGUACAUCAUAAAAUCGGGAGUAUGUGAAGUUCUUAUUCAGCUGAAAUCCGUUAAACCAAGAAAGGCCGUAGGAAGAAAUGUCCGAGAGCUAACGAGUUUGGAAGCGCUCACUAAAAUCACGUUAGAGAGAAGGCAGGAGAUGCGCAAGAGGGAGAAAGAUAAAAAAGAGCAGCGCCAAAAAACAUUGGAAAAAAGACAACGACGGAUUACUCUUUGCCAUGUUCCUGAAGGAAAGUUUUCGACAUCUGUGCGACAUGAAGAUGUUUUUCUCCGCAGAAUGCACGUAAGCGCACCAGCAAUAAUUGAUAAAUCGAUUUCAGCCAAACAUGCCAGAAAGUAUAUGCCAAGGCUGGAUAACAAUACGACGUCGCUAUCGCGCAUGUCCAAAACAGUACGUUCUAUUGGAGGUAGUAGUGAAUCAUAUCACACCUCGAUGGGAAGAACUCGAUCAUUUUCUCUACCUUCAACAUCGAUUGCCAGUGAUUUUAAGCGUCGUUCAAAUAAGAAACCUGCUUUCGUUCAAGUCGACCAAUUGCAUUCAAAGAUGGUGUUCGGCUUGUCUGAACUGGAUUUUGAGUACAAUUCUUUGCAUUCUGGGGAUCCAGUGAAUGUCAGCUUAGUUAGCCGUGGUGCAGAAUGCGUUAUGAUUUCAAAAAAGUUUUUCAUGGAGCAUGCAAACGCCUUCACGAAACGAUGGAUUCGCUUGAACGUUCAACCAUACUUGCCAAUCGAAAGACAUCAACAGACAUUACAAGAGAACAUUGAUUGGGAUGCUUUCAAAAAGAAAUUGGUUUUAGGGAUUGUCACAAGAAACAUAAAACUGAAGUAAUUGAAUACGAACCGUGACAACUCGUACGUAGCGAGAUAUGUAUACAUUAUAUUAUAACAAGAGCGGUUGCCAAGUUUUGAAAUGUAAUUUUCACUGCCCUGUGUUCUAUCCACUGGAAAGUUACAGAGUUACAUAUAAUUGCAAAUUACAUAACGUAUUUGUUCUUGUUGCCUUAGCAAUCUUUUUUAAGGUGAUAAGUGUUCCGGUAAGCAUCAUCGAGUACAGCAGGAUAUGAAGGAAGGUUACUUAGGAAUACUUGUGGAUAUAAACUAAAUACUACGGGAUAAAGGCUACCGUAAAAUAUGUUGUCAAGAAAGAAAAAAAUGCAAUUGUGUCUGUACUGCGUGACCAUAUCUAUCAUUCACGGCAUUCCUACGCCAAAAUAGUCAACAUCUAUCCGACGAGUGGCUUUGUAUUAAAGUCGAAAAUUUACUGUUUUUUUCUGCGUUAUGUUUUGAGUGAUACAUUGUAUUCUCAACACGUAUUGUACAGCUGCUGAAAAAAAUCUGUGCAGGUUAACCUUGGUGAAAUAUUGUACACAUACCAAAAUUAUGCAGACAUACUUUCUUCGUCGUCUCGCGAGAGAAUAGAUCCCAUGGCUAGAAACUAUAUUAAUGUAUUGCUGUCGUGUGACCAGACUAACACUAAAUGAUUAUGUUCUACAACGAAAUGCUUUUCGAUGAAUCUCUUGUGUUGUUGUGAAAAUGUCAAUGGUUUCAAUGUUGAUGUUACUAAUGUUUGGUUUGUUUUCUUGAUUGUCACUUUACGAAAUAAUUUUUUUUUAUUAUACUUCAAACAUCUAUUA
This is a messenger RNA of Xenia sp. Carnegie-2017, 2794 nucleotides long. RefSeq names its product cyclic nucleotide-binding domain-containing protein 2-like. NCBI's taxonomy places the organism in Eukaryota, Metazoa, Cnidaria, Anthozoa, Malacalcyonacea, Xeniidae. The record is from RefSeq and is a predicted model, not a curated record. The coding region runs from base 115 to 1989 and encodes 624 amino acids. The transcript is spliced from 18 exons.